Scomber japonicus (chub mackerel) is the source of this 1008-nucleotide messenger RNA. RefSeq lists its product as uncharacterized. Bases 1 to 1008 code for a protein of 335 amino acids. Lineage: Eukaryota; Metazoa; Chordata; Actinopteri; Scombriformes; Scombridae. Gene Ontology annotation, molecular function: oxidoreductase activity. The transcript is spliced from 4 exons. The record is from RefSeq and is a predicted model, not a curated record.
AUGCACGCAGUUUUACUUGUCGGCCAAAUCAUUGGCAUCUUCUCCAUCUUUGCCGCCCUGCUUUUUGUCAUUGCCAAGCUGAUUUCCUGCCAUUACCGCAGCCCUGUGGAGGAUGGGUACGGCUACGCUGUGCUGAUAACAGGCUGCGACAGUGGCUUUGGACACCAGCUGGCUCUGUGUUUGGACCAAAAGGGGUUUGUAGUCUUUGCUGGGUGUCUGUCUCCAGAAGGAGCCGGGGCCCAGAGCCUGAUGAGACGAAGCUCCAGUAAUCUGAAAAUCCUCAAGCUGGAUGUGACCAGUGAUGAAGAUGUGCAGCAGGCGAAGAGGAUGGUCCAAAACAACCUGCCAGUGAAAGGCCUGUGGGCAGUGGUGAACAAUGCCGGCAUCUCAGACUGGGGAGAGAUUGAAUGGAGCACCUUUAAUGACUUCCGCAAUAUGGUCGACGUCAACCUGUUUGGCUGCAUCAGGACCUCUGUUGCGUUUCUACCUCUGGUUCGUGCUGCUAAAGGUCAGAUGGUUUAUGUGUCGAGCAUCUUCGCUUUCUUCAACUGCCUGAACAUGGGAGCGUACAGCGUGUCAAAGAGAGGGCUGGAGGCGUUUGCGGAUUGCUUAAGGGUUGAAAUGGCCAGUUUUGGUGUGAAGGUCAGCAUCAUUCAGCCUGGUAACUUUGGCCAAGCCACCAAUAUCCUGAAGAUGAAAAGUGGCUCAGAUAUCUGGGAAAAGUUCGACGACGAGCACAAGCAAAUAUUCAACAGACAGUACAUCGAGCUGGCCAAUGAAUACUUCAUAAUGUCAUGCAAGUCGGGAUUCAAAGAUGCCGAAAUGGUGAUCAGAGCCAUGCUGCAUGCAGUCACAGCCGCUCAGCCUAAAACCAGAUACCUGCUGGUCUCUGCCAUGGAUCGGGUUUUCUUCCAGCUCAUCCCUUUCUUCCCCACUGCUCUCACCGAUGCUGUGUUCUCUCUCAGCUCCAUGUACGCUAAAAGAAAAGAAAUGCUUUACUCACAAUAG